AUGUCCCUGACAUUGGCAGCAGGCAAUACUCUCUCUCAUUCUCUAGUCCCAUCACACUCACGCCUACCAGCUUUUGAUGUCAAAGCAUACACAUUCCGUAAAAAGCCACGACACUACGUUGCGGUCAAACAUAAAAAUGCUUUGCGUAUCGAACCUAUCAUCUAUUUGAAGACCAGCAUCCUUGACGAUAACCGACAGGUUGUACGUGAUUGGGAUUACUUACGGUUCAAGGUCGAUCGCUUCCGUGAUAAUGCACAGCCUAAAAAGAAACUCAGUCCUGAGGAGAUGCGAGGCGCAAGGGUGUUGGAUGUAGACAUUGUUCUAGUGUCACCCAACAACAGAGAUCGGAUCAUUGAGGAUUCGUGCCCAGCUUGUGUGAUGCGAAUGGACGGCGAGAGAAAGAUCAUGCAAGUUUUGGCUAAAAAUUUUAAGCAAAGCCCGGCGGGAGAGCCGUUGAUUGAUAUCCGAAAGGGUCAUGCUAUCGUCUGUAUUAAACUUAAUUGUUAUUGCGAUCAUCACAACGAGCACGAGGGCUUUGUGGUCCGAAUGCAGACUUUACCUGAAGUUGUCCGUAUGGGUGGUUCUGUAAAGCUUCGUAUCUGUUGUGAGGCACGAUCCAAAACCGGCAGCGGAGAGCAAGAUGCGGAGGAAGAAGAGGGUUUAACAGAUAUCGACGCUCCAGUUUCUACUGGCUCCCGCUCUCCAGUCAUUGCAACUAAUGAGCAGAUGCUGCAGAGCCCAUCUUUGAGCCAUGCUAGUGCAAACAGUCCACUGGUCAGAGGUCAUCAGCGUACUCCUUCGACAAACUCAGCCUCAAUGGCCUCCCCGAAAUCGAUGGACGAGCGUGUUGUGCACUCUUUGGCGGUCGAGGGCCAAGAAAAUAGCACAAGGUUCACAAACGGCUAUGGCCAAAAUGCAGGCAACCGUAUUAUUGCCCCACCAAAAUUCCGACAAAUUUACCCCCUCACGCCUAGUGAGGGGACGAUCUUGGGAGGAACUCGAGUUACCAUCCACGGUGCUCACUUCGAUGUUCUUCAGAAUCCCGUUGUAUACUUCGGAAAGGUCCCUGCAGAACUUGUAACAGUUUCUCAUCAUGAUGUAAUGGAGUGCACAACACCCCCCGCCGAAAAUUUGAAGCCUGGAAUUGUCUCCGUCCAGAUCGCAUCUUUGGCGUUCCCACUGAGCCCACAGACUGAAAAGGUUGAUUUUAUGUACAUGGCCCCACCAGAUUACGAUUUCUGCAACUUGGCAGCAACAUCUCUGUCAUACGGUAUGGCUAAUGAGUACCCUCAGGACAAUGCUUUGGCAUAUCUUUUGAAUGCUCAUGGCAAUGGAGCAGGAAUUGGCCUUGGUUUGUUGGAUGAUCCCGCAAGCUUUGUUGGCAAUGAUUUUGACAGCGAAUCCGGACAUACACUGCUUCAUUUGGCUGUCCAAUCAGGCAUGUCCAGGCUGGUGAAGGAGUUGGUUGAUAUGGGCAUUGAUCAUACGGCGAUGGACAGAAAUAACAAGACAGCAUUGAACUUCGCCCAUAUGCUUCAAAAUGAGGAAAUUACUCAAAUACUCACAAAUGCCAAGGUACCACCUCGGCCGAUGGUCCCAAGGAUGAGCGCUGACGAUGGUAGAGAUGAUGGCAGAUCAAGACAGGACAUCGUAUCUUCUCUAAUUCGUAGAUACGAAGAAAAUUUGGUCAAAGUCGUAAAACAAGAACGUAAUCGCAAACGUCACCUUCUUCGGAAGAUGAAAGAACGAACAGCCCAUGUGAUGGUGAUGAAAGAUCGAGCUGUUCACGACUUUUCAUCUUCGAAUGCUGCCCGUGAUAUCAACUCCGCGCCUGAAAGUACAUCGAGUGUACAUAGCCAUCAUGAUCAUCCUAGGAUUUCUGCUGAAGACACCGAGGAAGACGAUAUCAUGGAAGACGAUAUGUCGACCCCAUCAUCGCCUGAAAAUGGGAAGUUUGGCAACGAUUUUGAUGAAGAAAUGAGUGAACGGGAUGUUUUUGAACGCGAACGUAAGAGGAAAGCAGAUGAUGAUUUUGAGGGACUGGAUGACACUGCACACAAACAAUCAAAGCCCAAAACUCCUACACAGGCACAACUUCUACAUCUUUAUAACGGAGCAAACUCGUGGGAGAAACAUAGGGGCGCUAAUCUAUUUGGGGAGGCGGGUGGUCUUUCCAAGGACACCCCUCCGACAUGGGCUUGCAAUAGAUGGUCUGUAUCGACAUUAAAGGCGUCGGUAGAGACCCAAGAGACAAUGCCUGUGAACGAUGCAGUCCAUGUCUUGGCUUUGACAGAUACCGGUUUACAUUACUUCACAGAAGAACAGGCCUCUAUUGGAGACGCAUCUGCUAGGAGCCUGGAACAUUGGAGCCUGGUAGAGAUUGAAAACCUAAAUAUGACUCAGAAUAACCGAGAGACGAGCACUGUCAGUAUGGAGAUGUGCGGUCUGGUAUCAAGAGGUGGCAGAGACUUUUUUGGAGAACGUAUUGAUGUUGAACUACCAAAUGAGGAUGCACAACAUUUCAUGAAUUCUCUCAAACAAGCCCACAGUACACUCAUGAACCGAUUGAACUUCCAUGCAAGGUUUGAAACCCCCUUGAUCGGCUCCACAUCGAGCCAAAUUGUGGCGGAUAAGGAUGAGCAAUGGGUCGACAGGACGAUUCGCAUGUGGGGCAAGCUCUUUAAUGUUGAAGAUCGGAUAAUUGAGUCGAUUGACUACUCAAUUCGCCGCGGCACCUUCACGUUGAAGCCAGCGGAGAACGAUAGAAAGGCUCAUCCGACAUUAGUCAUUGGUGCAGUUAUGCGUACGCUCCGCGAGUACGACCAAUGCUCCAAGGUUCGAUUCGAAGAUGUUAAGGUUUUGGAAGACGGAUGGAGGAAGCCAGAACUGAUUCAAGAACUUGAGAAGAUGAGUCGAGAGAUGAAGCAUAUUGAUUGUUGGAACUUUGCUGGUUGCCGUUGGACCCCAGAGACUGUGAAGGGAUUUUUGAGCGGACUUACUGGUGUAGAUCAGCAAGUACGUAGUAGCCAGGGUCGUGAGCCCUGCAGGCGGAUUUCACUAGCGAGAAAUGAUUUUGCAAGGAACAAUGAUGUCGGUCAUUGGUUGGCUAGAUGUCUGGAGCAGUGGAGACAAUUUAGAACACUUGACCUUACGGACUGUAAUAUUGGUCUUGGAGGCAUUGAAGCUCUUGUCAAAAACCUUAAGAAUAUGUUCACGAUCAGGUUGCAAGGCAAUCAAGUUGAUGAACGCUGGUGGCAAUGGACUGAUUCUCUUCUUGCCAACAACCAGAGUCUUCAGAAGUUCCGACUAGGGGCUCCUAUUCCUCCUCCAACUACAGACACCAGCAUUGUCAAUCUUGAAAGACUCUCGAAAUUACAGGAUAUCACUUCUCUGGAUCUCUCUACUGCGCCAAUCAAUCAUGCGACCAUCACAGUUUUAUGCACUUUCGUGGCAACACAUCGUGAGCUAUUGACGAUCACUCUAUCCCGAUGCCAACUUGAGUGGAUUGACUUAGUUCCAUUGUUCAGGACCAUAUGCUCUGUAAACGAAAGUACAAAAUUCACGCUCGAUGUCAGCCAAAACAUGCUCUUUGAGUCGGAGGAGUCUGUCCAGGCCUGGACACAAAGCAUUGCUGAGUCUGGAAGGAGAAUUGAUGGGACACCCUUUGGAAUCAAGAUACAAGGCCUUGUUGUCCGUGAUGCGGCCAUGCAAUGUGUUCUAAAGGCCUUGGAGGGGGCAAUAUGUUUCAAUGAGUUUAAUGUUAAGGGCUUAUUGAUUAAGCGUGAGAGUCAGGUUGAGGAAUUGAAUGGCCUACCUUAUGAAGAAGUCGUGCUCAAAAUCAAACCAGAAGAUGCGUCGAAGGAGACUUGUCUUGGUCUUGGACGUGUGCUCACAUACAACAAGACAUUGGUUAUGCUAGAUAUUUCAGGCAUGGAAAUUGAACAGAUGGUUCAAGACACCGCAUCGAUGAGUAUUGAUCCAGUAAGCGGUAGUAGCGGCCAUAAUAAGACUAACAGCGGUAGUCUAACUAGACCUGAGAGCGUUAUAGUUAAAGGGCGGUCGACUGGCGGAUUUGGACGUCGUGUGUCGUUGGCCUUCCCAUCAUUGGCCGAAAAUGACACAUUACGAGUUCUAUCAAUGGACUACAAUCGCUUUGGGGAGGAUGGUAUGGUAGCUCUAGCUGAGGCGUUGAAGAUCAAUACCGGCCUCGGUGUAUUAUCAUGUGACGGCAAUGAUGCAUAUACUCACAAGGGGCUUAAAGCUAUUGAGAAGAUUCUGCCUCCCUUCCACUCAAAGUCUACAAUAACCCCAUCAAGGAUGGCCUCGACUAUGAUGGAGACGUUCCAGGGUACGAUGGAGGAUGCGCAAGCAGCUGGAUACAAUAGCACGCUCUCCGUAUGGAAACUCAAGUCGGAUGAGAUAAUGAUGCAUAAGGAUCUGAUCUCAAUGGAGGUUGAGCGUCUAAUGGCCCAUUAUCACCGUAUAGAGAAGAUGCAUGUGCGCAACCGUGAACAGGAGGCCAAGUAUGGCCCGAUGGGUGGUGCAGGACAGAUCGUUAGUGGAGAUUCCCUGUUAAAGGACGCGAAGGAGCGGUAUGAAGAAGCCACAAGAGAUCGUGCCGAGUAUAUGGACACGUAUUCGCGGAUUCUGGAUGCGAUUAAAGAGAAUAAUCGACGUACAAAAGAAGUUUACGAGCGCAAGAGGAUGAUGGAGCAGGUGUCAUAA
Molecule: messenger RNA, 4725 nt
Organism: Lobosporangium transversale
Lineage: Eukaryota; Fungi; Mortierellomycota; Mortierellomycetes; Mortierellales; Mortierellaceae
Exons: 6
Coding region: 1-4725 (1574 amino acids)
Molecular function (GO): protein binding
Source: RefSeq, a predicted model, not a curated record